AGCAUUUUCUUUAUUUUCUUAACAUUUGCUAUGUCCAUUUUUAUCUACUUUACAAUCAAUAACAUUACAAAAAUUAUGGAUGAAGAUAUUGACUUUAUGAGAGUUCUUUUCACUGUGCUAAUGUGUCUUGGUUGUACGCAAAUGUUGCUCAAAAAUUAUGCUAUAAUUCCAUUUCACGAAGAAGUUGAAAGUCUCUUGAAUUGGAUACUGGGUCAUCAUGAGAAAACUGAAGACGAUGAAAUCAUCCAGAAGGUGUCCCAAGAGGAAUUUGCAAAAGCUCUACGAUACUCUAUGUUGUUUUUCAGAAUUUUCUUUGCUAUGUUCAUGGUGACUGCAAUUAUUUGUUCCUUCAAGUUCGCAUUGAGUGAUUACUUGAUUAUAGCUAUUCCUGGUCUCAACCCAGAUGCAACUCACUUCAUACAUAAACUCUUAACAAUAAUAUUCACUUAUGUAGUUGCCUCGUGGACUGUCUUUUCGGACAUGGCGAUUGUUUUUAUUGGAAUUUACAUUAUUUUCUUUUUGAAGUCCAUUAACAAGCUAAUUAAUAUUUUUGGAGAUAAUUCAGAUACUUUUCCGAAAUUUCUUCUUUGUCUUAUACGGAAGCAUGUUGAAAUGAUACGAGUUUUGCAUAUAUUCAAUGAUAUAAUGAAAUUUAUUUCAUUGGUUCAACUCAUAUCUAGCACUUUGACUUUUCUCGUUGUAAUAUUUUACAUUCAGCUCUUUCCAAAUUACUUGCUGCUGCAUAUUAUGUUGGUUAGUUUGCUAAUCCAACUUGCUCUUUUAUGCUUCUUCGGUGAAAUUAUUCGAUCUGAAUCGAAGGAAAUCUUCAAGAACCUCUACCAGACAAACUGGUAUGAUUUAAGUUUGAAAGAUCAGAAAAUAAUUCUUCUCAUGAUGACCAAUAGUCUUCAAGUUAUUGGUCUCAAAGCUGGUGGAUUGUACGAUAUCGGCCUAAUGUCUCUAGUUCAGGUUAGAGUUCUCUAUUUAACAUAAAUUUAGUUCUUAUUCUAAUUUCCUUUUGCAGAUUCUAAAGCUAUCAGCGUCUUAUGCAGCAAUUGUCAUGACUUUUACACAGAAGUAAUAUUAAGAAUUUUUUUUAAAUGUGUUAUUUAAUUUAUUGUUGAAAAAUAACCUAAAAAAAUAAAUUUACGCCUAACUUGUAGUCUUAUAGCUAUGAAUAAAAAAACUUUUUUUUUGUUGAAAUUGAAUUUCUUGCUUCGCGUUAAAGCCCCAACUCCCUCAUGUCACUUUGAAGUUUUAGCUUGACUUCCCCUUUGUCAUUCUUUCUUUAGUUUUUUUAUUAGCAUCGAAAAGAAACUUGUUAAAGUUUCUUUUAAAAAAGUUACCGAAUGCGUGAAUUUUUACAACAAAUGUUCUCUUAACCUUGUAACGUGCACAUUUUCAAAUUUGUCCCACACAGGAAUGCCAACUGAAUCAUUUGAAAAGUCUCCAAAAAGGGGAGGGGUAGUGACGGCACUUGUGUAUGUUUUAGUGUAUGUUCUGUUCCUUGUAUCCCACUGCUGUGGCAGUGGGUAGUUAGUCUGCCAUGAGAGCUCAUUAAGAAGAGACUCAUAACUUCUCUCUUAUAUUCCCAAAAAUAGAUAAAAGUUGUGCAGUGCCACAGUCUGAAGUCCUCCCGCCGGAAGCCAUCGCGGUGACUGCAAGAAUUCCUCAUCAGAGAGCGAAGAACGACGCUGAACCUCCUUCAAGCUCCUUAUCUUGGGAGCUGGCGCCCGAUACAAAUUGAAGGAGCUGUGCACCACCGUUUCGGAAGGAUCUACGAGGACCUUGUCAGUCAGGGAGACUCACGUUUUGGUGCCUGACAACCUCCGGGAAAGUUUCAUCCCGUUGAGUCGGAAGCUCAAUCCCAGUGCUCAUUCCCGUCGGGACGUUAAACUCCCGUACGUGCGCUUCAUUUGGGCAAGUCCAACGCCCAGUGUAUAUCAUCGCCGGGACGCCAAGUUCCCGCGAGUGUCAGAGAAGCUCAAACUCUGCACACUAAUCUCCGGGGCGACACAAAACCCCCGUCGAGAAGACGCCCGUCGAGAAGAAGCACCACGAGAAGAACCUGGGAGACGCUCAUCGCCGUCUGAAGAAGAUACGAGGGAUUUGAAUCAUCCUGUGCCACCACCAGAGACGUACAGCCGCAACGAAGGGCAUCAGAGAUCAACUCGGCUGCGAGAAAACCCCUCAAGAGGCCCGUGUAGGUGCAGAGAAGAAGAAUAAACGUGUAAAUUAGAGGGAAGACCA
This is a messenger RNA of Lutzomyia longipalpis, 2250 nucleotides long. RefSeq names its product odorant receptor 85c-like. Gene Ontology annotation, biological process: sensory perception of smell; detection of chemical stimulus involved in sensory perception of smell. Gene Ontology annotation, cellular component: plasma membrane. The record is from RefSeq and is a predicted model, not a curated record. NCBI's taxonomy places the organism in Eukaryota, Metazoa, Arthropoda, Insecta, Diptera, Psychodidae. Bases 31 to 993 code for a protein of 320 amino acids. The transcript has 2 exons. Gene Ontology annotation, molecular function: odorant binding; olfactory receptor activity.